Molecule: messenger RNA, 1614 nt
Organism: Eremothecium gossypii ATCC 10895
Lineage: Eukaryota; Fungi; Ascomycota; Saccharomycetes; Saccharomycetales; Saccharomycetaceae
Gene: ACK1
Product: Ack1p
Exons: 1
Coding region: 1-1614 (537 amino acids)
Molecular function (GO): protein binding
Source: RefSeq, marked provisional
AUGGCUAUGGGUCGCGAACAGCUAUACGAUGGACAUAUCAAUAUGUACCCCCACACAGAACAGCAAUCUAAACGGAAAUCGGUAGUAUUCAACGGAAAAGGCGAGGUAGUGAAUGACGGGGGGUAUGCGCCGUACCCAGUAGAAGAGAUGCCGGUGCGGAUGGGGACCGGGUUUCUGCCUCCCCAGCGGCCUGCAUUGGAGAGCAGGACGGGUAGCAUGGACAGCGGCGUACUGAAGCCGUCCAUCUACCUGCAGCCGGGACAGCAUAAAAGCAGCCCGGGCUUGCCCACAGAAAACCGCCCCACCACAUGGUAUGCGUCGCCUACCAAGAGCAGCCUAGAUGGCGGGUCUCCGUCGUCGACGGCGUCACGGGAGCGUGCACACAAGGCAAGGAACAGACCCUUGCCGGAGUUCAGCAAGGAUGCGCUCUACUUUUACAAGAUAUUUGAGAAGACGAUAAGCGACUCCGGGACAUUCACACCGUCGGUGCAGAUGAAGUGGUGCGAGACAUUGUUGGAGUACGCAUUCAAGCCCGACUUCAUUGCACACUACAGCAUUAAUGCCGAGAAGCUGAAGCGUGAACUGACCCCUGAAGAACAGCAGAAAAACAAGACGACACUACUGGAGCACGCGCUAAAGGUGCUCAGUAAGCUGAUGAGGAUGAAGUAUGCCCCAGCAUUGUAUCUAAUGGGCACGCUAUACUCGCAACAGCCAUACCUGCGCGUUGAUCACGAUGGGAUUGUUUCCAAGAACGACCAAAAGGCUCUAGAGUACUACAAGUCCGCUGCCAAGCUAAAAAAUGCUGAUGGGUGCUACAGAGCUGGAGUGUCGUACGAAUAUAACCGAGGGAUGCCUGCAAAUAUCAGUCGCAGGGAUCGGCUUUUGACUGCGGUGUCCUUUUAUGAGAAGGGUGCUGCAUGCGCUGAUGCGUCUUCCGGACAGAGCAGUAGCAUGUAUAAGUUGGGUAUGUUCCAACUGAAUGGCCUGGUGGAUGAUGACACAGGUGAAAUUAUUGUUGAACAGGAUGUCAUUUCUGCUAUACGAUGGUUCGAGCGGGCUGCUGCACACGACAAGACCGUCUCUCCCCAGGCGUUAUACGAACUCGCAAAGAUCUAUGAAUUUGAUUGUUUGCAUCCACAGCUGCAGCAGGCUGUCAAGUUGCAGCACGUUCCACAAGAUACCCUAAAGGCUCUAGACCUUUACAUCAGAUGUGCCAUUAAAUUUAAUUAUCCGCUUGCUCAGUGGAAGCUGGGACACUGCUACGAGUACGCUGAAUUACACUUGCCGUAUAGCCCUGAGAAAUCCAUCGUGUGGUACUUGAAGGCUGCAAACGCAGCACCAAAGGGAAAUGCCAUGGCUAUGCUCGCUUUGAGUGGUUGGUACCUAACUGGUGUCAAGGGCGUGCUGGAACCCAACGCUUCAGAAUCUUACAAAUGGGCGUAUAAAGCAUCCAUUGCUUCCGAAGGCCGGCUACCGAAAGCGGAGUAUGCCUUGGGCUUCUAUACGGAGCACGCGGUCGGCUGUCAUCCCGACAUGCACAGGGCGAUGGACCAUUAUAGACGUGCAGCAGAACUAGGCCAUCAAAAAGCUGUGGAACGUUUAAGUAAUAUCUAA